Molecule: messenger RNA, 1893 nt
Organism: Cordyceps militaris CM01
Lineage: Eukaryota; Fungi; Ascomycota; Sordariomycetes; Hypocreales; Cordycipitaceae
Product: Fungal transcriptional regulatory protein
Exons: 1
Coding region: 1-1893 (630 amino acids)
Biological process (GO): positive regulation of transcription by RNA polymerase II
Cellular component (GO): nucleus
Molecular function (GO): DNA-binding transcription factor activity, RNA polymerase II-specific; zinc ion binding; transcription cis-regulatory region binding
Source: RefSeq, a predicted model, not a curated record
AUGGGCUCCGACAGCAGGCCUGUGUGCCAUCGCUGCGCCCAGAUCAAGCAGGCCUGCGACGGCAACUUGCCCUGCGCGCGGUGCGUGCGACUGAGCCUGCCAUGUAUGCCCCGGGACGCCGUCGCCACCGGCCCCGAUGGCUUCCCCGGUGCCCUCGGCGACAUGCCCAAGGCCCGCAUCCGCCGCGUCCAGACGGGCUGCCUCAUGUGCAAGCGCCGCAAGAAAAAGUGCGACGAGACCAAGCCCCGCUGCGGCGACUGCCGCCGCCUCUGCCUCGACUGCGCCUGGCCCGUCGAUCGCCCCAAGGACAAGUCGCCCAGCCUCUCCUCGUCCCGCAAGGACGUCUCCUCCCCCUCGGACAAGCCGAGCAGCGGCGGCGACCCGGCUCUCAUCGAGAUCCCACUCCGCCAGAGCCAGAGCCCCAGCCCCAGCGCGAGCAGCUCGCCGCACUCCAACGGGAGUGUCAACGGAAGACGGAGUAAUAGCAAUGCCAGCAGCUACGUCUCCGAGGUCAAGCAAAACUCGGCCGUCAUCAAGCGCGACAGCUCGGCGUCGGACGGCGAGGCAAUCUCGGACAAAAUUUCUUGGGACUUGUCAACCUCGCCUCCCUCUUGGGUGGAAGCGUUUACUCCUGUCAGCAACAGCAGCGCCCCCGAUGCCCUGGAUCUCAACCACCACUCCACACUCUCUGUAUAUGUCCCGCAGCUACUACCUCAACUGCAAACAACAAACGACCGCGCCUUGAUGAACCACUACUCUACCAUUGUCUCUUCCAUUCUCUCGAGAAGAAACUCCACCAGCAACCCAUACAACCACUACCUCCUGCCCAUGGCCCAGGGCAACGACCUUGUCCUUCACUGCAUACUCGCCCUGUCAGCGAAUCACUGGCGCAAGCUGCAGCCCACAUUAGGCAGCAGAGGCCUCUAUCACCAGGGCAAAGCGGCAUCGGCACUGGCCCAGCUGUUACCACAUGUUGAUAAGCAAAGCGCGGACAUUGCCCUUGUCGCAAGCCUGCUACUCUGCAUGACCGAGUUAUUCGACGGGACCAGUGAAGGAUGGAAGCUACAUCUCAAGGGCGCCAAGCGACUCUUGAUUACCCUCAUGACACAGCAAGGCGAAAUGCUGACCGGACACUACAAGUUUUUGCUGCGACUGGCUCGGUUCCUCGAUUCCGCCGCCACGACAUCCACCUGUCGGCCACCUCUCAUCGGCGACGAGGAAGCCGAGGCGGCGACGCUCAACCGGCUCGCGUUUAGUCCCGACGAGGACGAUUCCGCCGUCUACGGCAUCCCCAAAGAGCUGUUCCACCUGCUCGACCUCGUCAACACGCUCGCCGACAAGCGCAAAACGCGCGUGGACCGGGCGUCCGAGGCCGCCUUCCGCGAAGAGGCGCAGCACGUCGAGGAGCGCAUCAACCACUGGUCGUACGAGUACGGGGGCCUGUCGCGGGCCGUGUACUCGCAGUCGGCGCCGUCGAGCGGCACCGCGGGCAGCGACGACGUGCUGCACGCGGCCGUGUCGUUUGAAAACGCCGUGCGCCUGCGCCUGCACCAGGUCGUCGACGGCUACGAGCUGACGGACCCCAAGGUGGACCAGUGCGUCGGCGCCAUCCUCGAGGCGGUGCAAAAGAUUCGCUACGGCAGCCCGCUCGAGGCCUGCGUGCUGUUCCCGCUCGUCAUGGCUGGCGGCGCCUGCUCCAAGUACGAGCACCGGCUGAUCAUCCAGGACCGGCUGCUCGUCAUGGAGCGCACGUGCGGGUUCGGGUACGUCUUCAACGCGCGCGACCUGGUUGAGCGCGUGUGGUCGAGACGAGAUGACACGGCGGGGACGGGCGCGAUUGUCAACUGGGCGCGCAUCCGUUAUGAGGAGAUGCACGGGCUGGUAGUCUUUUAG